Erigeron canadensis is the source of this 1612-nucleotide messenger RNA. RefSeq names its product GABA transporter 1-like. NCBI's taxonomy places the organism in Eukaryota, Viridiplantae, Streptophyta, Magnoliopsida, Asterales, Asteraceae. The transcript is spliced from 7 exons. Bases 107 to 1495 code for a protein of 462 amino acids. Gene Ontology annotation, cellular component: plasma membrane. The record is from RefSeq and is a predicted model, not a curated record.
ACUUUGAAAACAUCACUUCCACUAUCUUCCAGUCACUUAAUUAGCUUGACUUUUGCUGUAGAAAAAAAAGAAGACAAAAACUUAUAGCUCUCUCUCACUGCUAUUCAUGGGGACGGUGGCUCCCACCUCCAGGGAUUUAUCUCUGCCGGUCACCAAGGAUUUUACAUCCACCGGAGGUGCAGCUCCCAAGAACCAGCUGGAUGCCGGAGCUUUAUUUGUUCUUAAAUCUCGAGGAUCAUGGUUGCAUAGUGGUUACCAUUUAACUACCGCGAUUGUAGCGCCAGCACUACUAAGCAUACCCUUUGCCUUGGCAUUAUUGGGGUGGGAGGGUGGCGUGGUGGUGCUGGCGCUUGCUGGAAUCAUCACAUUCUACUCCUACAACCUCCUCUCUCUAGUCUUGGAACAUCAUGCCGAGCUUGGUCAUCGUCAACUUAGGUUCCGCGACAUGGCCCAUGAUAUUUUAGGUCCGGGAUGGGGGCGGUACUACGUGGGCCCACUUCAGUUGGGCUCGUGCUAUGGUGCGGUUAUUGCUUGUAUUCUACUUGGAGGGCAGAGUCUCAAGUUUAUAUAUUUGUUAGCAAAACCAGAUGGUAGCAUGCAAUUAUCUCAUUUUAUAGUGAUAUUUGGAAGCUUUACACUCAUUUUGGCCCAAAUUCCAUCUUUCCAUUCCUUGAGGCACAUAAAUCUUGUCUCACUCAUUCUCUGUUUUGCUUAUUGUGCUUGCACAACUGCUGGUGCAAUUUACAUCGGGAAUUCGAAUAAAGGACCUCCUAAGAACUAUUCCUUAACCGGGACUGGAAUAAAUCGCAUUUUUGGUUUCUUCAAUGCCAUUUCAAUCAUUUGUACAACAUAUGGCAAUGGAAUUAUUCCUGAGAUACAGGCCACAAUAGCAGAGCCAGUCAAGGGGAAAAUGUUCAAAGGGCUACUUGUUUGUUAUGCAGUCGUUAUCUCAAACUAUUUUAGUGUUGGAAUUUCAGGUUAUUGGGCUUUUGGUAACCAAGUGGAUAGUUCUGUUCUUCAAAAUUUUAUGGUGGGUUCUAACCCGUUGUUACCCAAAUGGUUCCUUCUUAUGACGAAUGGCUUCACUGUUUUGCAAGUUGCAGCGUGUACUUUGGUUUACUUGCAACCAUCAAACGUGGUUUUAGAACGUAGAUUUGCAAAUCCGGAAAAGGGUCAACUCUCAUUGCGAAACUUUGUGCCUCGGCUAAUAUCAAGAUCGCUAUCAGUUAUCAUCGCAACCACAUUUGCAGCAAUGUUGCCGUUCUUUGGAGACAUAAUGGCAUUGUUUGGUGCAUUUGGUUGCAUACCUUUGGACUUCAUUCUGCCUAUGGUUUUUUACAACUUGACAUUCAAACCGUCCAAGAAAGGCUUGAUCUUUUGGUUGAACACAGUGAUCGGUGUUGCAUCAACAGGGCUAUCCUUAAUUGGGGCUGUGGCAUCUGUACGACAGAUCAUUCUAGAUGCUCGAACAUACCGUUUAUUUGCUAACAUGUAGGCUGUGUACGCACAGCUAUAACUUUGUAUCAAUUGUAUACGAAAUUCAGUAUUUUCGUAUAAUACAUUAACGUACGUAUGCUUAUUAUAUACUCGUACGUGUUUAUAUUGAGGUUUA